UGAUGUCCGUAUUCAUGGAGAGAAUUCUUUACUAUUAAGCAUUUAUUGCUGUUUUUGUCCUGGGAUUUAGAUGCCUUCAAGAUGCUGAGGAGAUGUUGAAAAUAGCAGUAUCCAUAAGUGAAACACUGGAAAGCAAACCUCAGGUGAAUGAAGACAUAGUGAAAUGGCUCUCUAGGACUGCUCAGGGAUUUCUAGCUCCCCUUGCUGCAGCAGUAGGUGGUGUUGCUAGCCAAGAAGUCUUGAAAGCAGUAACAGGAAAAUUUUCUCCUUUGCAGCAGUGGCUGUAUAUUGAUGCAUUGGACAUCACUAUAUCUCUAGACAAGACCAGUUGUGAAGAAUUCCUCCCAAGGGGAGAUAAAUAUGAUGCCUUGAGGGUUUGCAUUGGAGAGUCCCUGUGCCAAAAGCUGCAUAAGUUGAAUGUUUUCCUGGUUGGGUGUGGAGCUAUAGGCUGUGAAAUGUUGAAAAAUUUUGCACUUCUUGGAGUUGGUAGUGGCCGAGACAAAGGCAUGGUCACAAUUACAGAUCCAGACUUGAUAGAGAAAUCCAACUUGAACAGGCAGUUUCUUUUUCGACCCCAUCAUAUACAGAAACCUAAAAGCUAUACUGCAGCAGCAGCAACCCUGAACAUCAAUCCUCAGUUAAAGAUCGAUCCGUAUCUUAAUAAAGUGUGUCCAGCCACUGAGAACAUUUACAAUGAUGAAUUCUACACCAAGCAAGACAUCAUUGUUACAGCUCUAGACAAUGUGGAGGCAAGGAGAUAUAUAGACAGUCGUUGUUUAGCAAACCUGCGUCCCCUCUUAGACUCUGGAACAAUGGGAACUAAAGGACACACAGAAGCUAUUGUGCCUCAUCUGACAGAGUCUUAUAACAGCCAUCGAGAUCCACCAGAAGAAGAAAUACCUUUUUGCACUUUAAAAUCUUUCCCAGCUGCCAUUGAGCACACAAUACAGUGGGCAAGGGAUAAGUUUGAAAGUGCAUUUUCUCACAAGCCUUCAUUGUUUAACAAAUUUUGGCAAACCUACCCAUCCGCAGAAGAGGUCUUGCAGAGAAUAAAGUCAGGAGAGAGUUUAGAAGGCUGUUUUCAAGCUAUUAAAUCACUCAGUAGAAGACCCCGAAAUUGGUCUCAAUGUGUGGAACUUGCAAGAAUAAAAUUUGAGAAGUAUUUUAAACAUAAGGCUCUUCAACUACUUCAUUCUUUUCCCCUUGAUACACGAUUAAAAGAUGGAAGUUUGUUUUGGCAGUCACCAAAGAGGCCACCUUCUCCAAUAAAGUUUGAAUUUAGUGACCCUUUACAUUACAGUUUCAUAGCGAGUGGUGCAAAACUCUUUGCAAGAGUAUACUGUGUCCCUGUCACAGAAAAGGAUUUGUCAGAAGAAACUAUUUUGAAGAUAAUUUCAGGAGUAAAUAUACAAGAGUUCAGACCUUCAAAUAAAGUUGUGCAAACAGAUGAAACUGCCAGGAAACCAGACCAUAUUCCAGUAAGCAGUGAGGAUGAGAGGAAUGCUAUUUUCCAGCUGGAAAAAGCCAUAUUAUCCAAUGAAGCUCUGAAAAAUGACUUACAAAUGAAGAUUCUCUCCUUUGAAAAAGAUGAUGAUGCAAAUGGGCAUAUAGACUUCAUAACAGCAGCAUCUAAUCUGCGAGCCAAGAUGUACAACAUUGAACCAGCGGAUCGGCUCAAAACAAAGCGGAUCGCUGGAAAGAUUAUUCCUGCCAUUGCAACUGCUACUGCUGCCGUAUCUGGCUUGGUCGCCCUGGAACUGAUCAAAGUUGUGGGUGAACAUCCAUUUGAAGCAUAUAAGAACUGUUUUUUAAAUCUAGCCAUUCCAAUAAUAGUGUUCACAGAAGCUGCUGAAGUAAGAAAAACAGAAAUAAGAAAUGGAAUAUCAUUUACAAUCUGGGACAGGUGGACUAUUUAUGGGAAAGAAGAUUUCACUCUGCUGGACUUCAUAAAUGCUGUCAGAGAGAAAUACGGAAUAGAGCCAACAAUGGUUGUACAGGGCGUCAAAAUGCUGUAUGUCCCUGUGAUGCCUGGUCACGUCAAAAGAUUAAAGCUGACGAUGCAAAAGCUAGUGAAACCAUCAGCUGAUAAAAAAUAUGUGGAUCUCACGGUGUCGUUUGCUCCAGAAACAGAUGGAGAUGAAGACUUGCCAGGACCACCAGUGAGAUACUACUUCAUCCAUGAAGACAAUUGAUGGUAAUGCUACUAAAGUCGCUCUAGGACCAUUUGCUUUGAAGGGAGUGUGCUGAUUUCAGCUUAAAUCGAGUAAUACAUAUUUCUUUGGUGAAGCCUUAAUUAAAUCAGGAACGGUCAAAGUCAGUGAAUUGCACUGAAGAAGUCUGUCAAACUGGAUUUACUGUUCAUCUGUCCCUAUUCUCUGCAUACAUCUGCCCGUUCAUAAAGAGGACUGGAGGUUUGCUGAAAUGGAAUGUCAUGUAUAAUGCUUACCACAAAGAAGAGAUUUAUAUUAAUUUAUGGGGGAAGGGGGAAAAUUGCAAACUUAGCAUCUUAUUUCAAUAUGCAAGAUAAAUGUUAAAUGGGGGGAGAGCAAAAAUUGGGGAAAUUUUUUUAUAACAUGGUGGUCCAUAAUGUUUCAUAAUCCAUUUCUCAUGACUCUCUUCUAAAAUUGGGGUGCCAACCACAUAAUCUGAGCACUAGGCCAAAUUCAUCCCAAGUGUAACUCCAUUAAAAAAGCAAAUGAAUUUGCCUCAUUUACAUUGUCGGUGUUCUCUUCUGAGCCAUUGCUAUUACUGUAUGUUGGAGCAGUUCUUUUUAGGUCAGUCUGGAUGUGGAAACGCAGGGGGCGGAUUGUCAGCUGGUGUAAAUUGUCAUUGCUCAUUGAAAUCAACCGAGUGAUGACAAUUGAGUUCUGCCCCAAGAUCGCAGCUUGGGAACAGUGAAGUAUGGAGAAAGCUGAACUCUGUUGGAGAGUUGUGCCCUUAUUCUCCCAAUUAAUUCUACUUGAUGAAGAGGCAGGUGAAGUUGUGGCUAAAAUUUUCUGCCUCCAAAUUAAGAGCACAGUAGCAAAUUGUUACCUUUUGAAGGGGGAGGGUCAAGAGGAUAUUCUGUGUAUUUCAUAUCAAACAUUUGGUUCCUUUUAUCUCCUCUUGGUGCCAUAACUCUAGAAGGAAACUUUAAAUAGCAUAUCUGUCUCUACAGCACAAAUCUGAGUUAAUCUGAAAAUUGAGUUUAUAUUGGCCUCAAUCUAUAAUUUAGGCAUCUAAAGUCUGAUAGAUCUAUUUAAUUCAGUGGCAGUCAGGAAAUCAUUUUGGCAAUUAGUAGAAAAUGCUGGUGCAGUACGACAGCAUCAGUGGCAGAAUUCUUCAGCAUCUACGCACUGGACAGGUGAGCUUGUGUGAAUUGUUUCCCUGAUUAUGGAAAAACUAAAGCAAGUGAGAUGGGAACAAAAAUCUAAUCUACUAACAUCGCCCUGAACAUUAUUAUUAGUUUUGCUUUGGAAAUAGUUUGCAUUUACUGUAUCUCCUGCAUAUGAUGCAAAACUUGUUCACCAUUGUAAAAUCAGUGAUGUCAAUAUAUGAUUCAGUUUAUUAACGUUUAGGGAUAUUUUGGAGCCUAAAAUAUUGGAUAAUUGUGCUUGUUCUCAUCCCCCCUUUCCUCCCAAUUUUGUUUAUUCAAGAACAAAAUAUCCGGAUGGCUCGGCAUUUGGACACCAAAUAUGUAUUGAAUUUACAAGCUGGAAUCCACUAAAAUUAUUCCAAUAUUUGGGAAUAAGUCUUAAAUGUAGUACCUCUUUUGUAAGGUGUAUAUAUUUUUUUACUCUCAACAUAGUUUAUAGAUAUUUUAUAGUUUUAACAGAUUUGGUCUGAAACCCAGCUGGUUUAUUUAACUUUUUUUUUUUUUUAACAACUUACUCUUUUAAAAAAAACAAAACAAAAACUGAACAUUCUGUAAAACAGGCAAAGAGAUGGCAUUCAUAGAGAUGGCAAAGUGCAUAAUAAUUGACAUAGGCAAAAGGCAGACAGGGAAGACUAUUUGAGAGUAAAUAUCUGUUUCUGAGUACUGACUGAAAUGUGUUUCCCCCCUCCCCAGCAAUAGUAGGGACUGUAAAUCCCAAUGGAAAUCUGUGAUAUGGGUUUUAUUUUUUAUUUAAAUGUUUGGGGCAAACGUAAAGCACUGUGAACUCUAAAAGUCAGGGGCUGGGAAACAAUAAAAUGUAAUUUGAGUAA
This is a messenger RNA of Dermochelys coriacea (leatherback sea turtle), 4185 nucleotides long. It is a transcript of the gene UBA6, whose product is annotated as ubiquitin like modifier activating enzyme 6. Gene Ontology annotation, biological process: protein modification by small protein conjugation. The transcript is spliced from 21 exons. NCBI's taxonomy places the organism in Eukaryota, Metazoa, Chordata, Testudines, Dermochelyidae. The record is from RefSeq and is a predicted model, not a curated record. The coding region runs from base 93 to 2192 and encodes 699 amino acids. Gene Ontology annotation, cellular component: cytoplasm. Gene Ontology annotation, molecular function: ubiquitin-like modifier activating enzyme activity.